CAGCGAAACAAAAAGUCAUUCCCUGCAGAUCUACGAGACAAAAGGCAUCUGUCGCUACUCUUCUUAACACGGCACGAAAUAUCUUUUGUUUUUGGAACAGAACGGCAGAGGAACAACCCAGACACCAGAGGCAACAAAAAUAAAAUCGAACCCGGGCCCAAGAACAAAAAGAAAUGCACUUCUCAACACUCCUCACGUCCGCGGCUCUCGUCGUCAUGGCUCGCGCGGCUACGCACAGCCCAGAUCUUACCACCGACGAUUCUUCCGGCACAGAGGGCGUCCUGUCCAAGUUUGAUGACGAGCUGCUGCCCAUGAGCCGGAUCCAGCUGGCUGCCAUCAGCGCCCCUCUCGCCCGGGAGGACGGGUCGUUCACUACCUGCCUGCCUGUGCUUGGUGGUGCCAACGUGGAAGACUGCAGCACCGUGCUGAGCAACAUUGCCGCCAACACCAACGACAUUGGCGUCGCCCCCGGGUUCUGCCUCAACUGGUGGUCCGGCACGUGCCUGGCAAAGAUCUGCGCCCGCGGCGACGGCUUCGUCAACCUCACCGAGCCGUACUACGAGAAGCCCAGCGUCGUCGUCGAGCGCCUCGGCGGCGACCCUCUGGGUGUCUGUGUUGCAAAGGGCGACAGCGGCGUCGUCAGCGACUGCCCGGAUUACGCAGGUGAUUGUGGCGUGUACAGAUAUUAUUUGCAAAUCCGCCAGUAGAACGCAAGCGGGCGACACCAGUGGGGGACAAAUAGACGGAGAAUUGCAGUUCAAGUCGUCGAUUGCC
This is a messenger RNA of Microdochium trichocladiopsis, 774 nucleotides long. RefSeq lists its product as uncharacterized. Bases 174 to 707 code for a protein of 177 amino acids. Lineage: Eukaryota; Fungi; Ascomycota; Sordariomycetes; Xylariales; Microdochiaceae. The transcript is spliced from 2 exons. The record is from RefSeq and is a predicted model, not a curated record.